Molecule: messenger RNA, 468 nt
Organism: Rodentolepis nana
Lineage: Eukaryota; Metazoa; Platyhelminthes; Cestoda; Cyclophyllidea; Hymenolepididae
Source: the annotation of a GenBank genome assembly
AUGGCAAUAGGGCACUUUCCAAGGUUGAAUUCCCGACAAGAGCUUCAGCAGCAGAGUCUUGUUCCAAGGGAUGGGGAAACUGAAACCAUGCGUUCUAAAUGGUCCACCAGGCUCUACGCCAUAGUUGCAAUCAUAAGUUGUAUUUUGGCCGCAUCAAUGAUCACGUACGGCGUUUUCAUGCUUUGUAAUUCACCAAAUAAAGCACAAGAAAUUAUUUCAUAUGGAGUGAUUGCCUCUGGUUUUCUUGCAACGAUCACGGUUCUGUUUGGUAAAUUCAUCUCCAAGAAACCAAGCCAAACUCUCGGCAUCUUUCAUUUCAUUUUGCUUAGCGUGACGAUGAUUUCGGAGAUGACGCUUGGAGGCCUGGUGAUACAUCCACUCGGUGUAACAGCAGUUGGUGCUACUAUUGUCACUUUUGGCUUCCUUACGAAGUUACCAGCUUUAGUAUUCUUCUUCAUAGAAGAAUAA